Dipodomys ordii (Ord's kangaroo rat) is the source of this 531-nucleotide messenger RNA. RefSeq names its product BCL2-associated athanogene 2 (gene Bag2). Gene Ontology annotation, molecular function: adenyl-nucleotide exchange factor activity; protein-folding chaperone binding. Gene Ontology annotation, biological process: protein stabilization. The transcript has 4 exons. Lineage: Eukaryota; Metazoa; Chordata; Mammalia; Rodentia; Heteromyidae. The record is from RefSeq and is a predicted model, not a curated record. The coding region runs from base 1 to 432 and encodes 143 amino acids.
AUGAGCUGGAUUGAGAAGAGAAUCCGGGAUGAGGGACCCCUGCCUGUGCUUGGAUUUCAGGCUGAGCAGUACACUGAGGCCAGUGCCAAUCGGCCUCCUGUUCACAGCCCUCCUCUUGGGGUCGAGGCUUUGAGGGAAGCAGCAACUGCAGUGGAGCAGGAGAAGGAAGUGCUUCUGGAGAUGAUUCACAGCAUCCAGAACAGCCAGGACAUGAGGCAGAUCAGCGACGGGGAAAGAGAAGAAUUAAAUCUGACAGCAAACCGUUUGAUGGGACGGACCCUCACUGUUGAAGUUUCAGUGGAGACAAUUAGAAGUCCACAGCAGCAAGAGUCCCUCAAGCAUGCCACGAGGAUCAUAGAUGAGGUGGUCAACUUGAAGAGUGGUGAUCCUCCAUCUCCAAGGUCUCUGGUCUGCACUGCCUUUGCCCUCUGAUCUUCCAGGGUGAGCCACAUUAUUGAUGACUGAUAAUAAGAGCAUUGAGGUGUAGGUUUUACCCAUCCCAAUUUCUGUGCACUUCCCGGACGGUAGCUG